AUGGGCUGGGCUGCCAAGGGGCCCGACCCGGCCCGAGGGCCCGGCCCGCGGCCUCCCUGGGGCUCAGCCCCGCGCCACUGGAUCCAGCACGAGGGUGCCUGGCGGAUCCGGCCGCUGGACACCUCCUUCUUCCCUAACUUUGUGGCUGGAGGGCCUGGCCGAAGGGAGGUCGCGGAGGGGGCGCCCACGGUGGCCCACUCUAGAGUACUUUGGGGAUGGAGAGACGAGGCGUUCCCUGCUCCCCUGGCGACCCAGAAAGGCAUCGCCUCCGGGAGUGGGUGGGCGCCAGUGAGCGGGGUUGAGGCCAUCGCCUCUAGAGGGCGCGCGCGAUCCGCGAAGAUCGGGCCGCUGGCGCUUUGGACGCGCGAGGAAUAUUCCCCACCCCCGGUUCCGAGCUGCCAAAGGGAACCGAAUUGCACGAUCCGCCACACAAUUGCUCUGAAACACACACACACACACCCAAAAGUCUCCAAAGUUUCAGGAAGUAAGCCCCGGCCCCAAGCCUCUUUCCUCCUGUCCAGACUCCGAAGGCUGGAGCAGGAGCCCACUCGGCUGCCCAAUGCGGGAGACAGUCUCGUGGAGAGACGGGGCAACAGCUUGGCCACCCGCUGCGACCCUCCCCAAGCCACUGCACUCCACUCCCGGCCCUCUGACUCUGCCGGCGGCUCAGCCCCUCACUUCGGAAGGCUGACCCAUAGCCCCAAGGCCAGUGUGCCUAGAUUUGCGCUUCUCCUGGUGGCGACGUCUGCUAGAUCUCUGGGGGGUGAAACUGCGCUCAGUGCGGUGACCCCUUUGGGGUCCCCAGGGCAGCUCUCCUGUGCAGGCUUCACGACCCCACCCCAUUGCUGCAAAGUCUCCGGCCAGGAAAAUCUAAGGAACCCCCACCCCACCCUGUGCUCUGCGCUACCCCGAACCAUUUCUCUCCCAGCUUUGGGGGUGUUGCCCCCGCCCAGACCAGGGACUGAGAGGCUGGGGGGGGGGCGAUUGGCGGGGGCAGGGGGCGCGGGGCUGCGCCUCGGCAGCUCCGGGUUCACUAAUCACAUCAGCGAGCUCUGCGCCGGCUCGGAGCAGCCAGUUGCCUAG
Molecule: messenger RNA, 1083 nt
Organism: Rangifer tarandus platyrhynchus (Svalbard reindeer)
Lineage: Eukaryota; Metazoa; Chordata; Mammalia; Artiodactyla; Cervidae
Source: the annotation of a GenBank genome assembly